CUGGCCUUCGCCGGGGUGAAGCACUACCAGGGCAAGCGGCUGGAGGCGCGGAUGAAGCGGGACCAGGCGCAGCGGGCCCAGGCGGCGGCUACGACGACGACGACGACCACCGCGGCGGAAAAGAAGGAGCAGUAGGGGUCAGGCAGCCAUGAUCCUGAUCCAUGUGAGGGGGGGUCGGGCGCUGGUGUGGAGCGCCGAGGAGGCCCAGCAGCUGCGGGAGAACCACGGCCUGUGCGGGUCUCCGGUGGGAUCGCUGGCACGCCAGCCCCGGCAGAACUGCCGCCUGGGCCUUCCUCUCCUGCUGCUGCCCGAGGAGGCCCAGCUGCUGGCCGAGGAGGGCCUGGGGCUGCUGGUCAAGCCUCGGGACCGAGAGGAGCGGGAGGAGGAGGAGGAGGAGCGGGAGGAGGAGCGGGAGCGACACCGGCAGCUCCUGGGACGCCUGUGCUCGGAGCAACGCCAGCUGGCCCUGCAGGAGAAGAGGAAGCGGCUGGAGGGACUGUCCGAGCGCAUCAGGGAGGGGCGGCGCCACAAGAGGACGAGGAGGCUGCGGGGAGACACGGCCCCCGAGGCCGGUGACGAGGGUCACCCGGGACCCCUGAAGGAGCUGGAGGAGCUGGAGCGUACCUUUACCUUCCCCCCGGAGAACACCCUGGUGCAGAUCCACACCAUCUGCCCCCGUCCUCGCCGGUUCGAGGUGGUGGAUUGGCGCCUACCUUCCGACGACUGGCCUUACCCAGCAGACAGCACCCACGCCCUCCGUUACUGCGUCUUCAAGGACCUCCGCGCCAAGGGCUACCAGCUGACCAGCGGCGGCAAGUUUGGCGGAGACUUCCUGGUCUACCCAGGUGACCCGAUGCGAUUCCAUGCCCAUUACAUCGCUAUCUGCCUCCCUUUCGGGACAGGACAACCUCUACAGGACACAGUGACCGCCGGCCGGCUGGGCUCCAACGUCAAGAAGACCAUCUUGCUUUGCUCGGUGACAGAGCAGGAGCGGGUUGUUUACACCUCGGUGUGCUGGCGGGGAAUCCAGUGACUGUCCCAAGACAGGAUCCACUCUGGAUCCCCAAAAUAAAACGCCUCACUUUAA
This is a messenger RNA of Carcharodon carcharias (great white shark), 1087 nucleotides long. RefSeq names its product TSEN34 tRNA splicing endonuclease subunit (gene tsen34). Gene Ontology annotation, molecular function: tRNA-intron lyase activity; nucleic acid binding. Bases 149 to 1033 code for a protein of 294 amino acids. Gene Ontology annotation, cellular component: tRNA-intron endonuclease complex. Gene Ontology annotation, biological process: tRNA-type intron splice site recognition and cleavage; tRNA splicing, via endonucleolytic cleavage and ligation. Lineage: Eukaryota; Metazoa; Chordata; Chondrichthyes; Lamniformes; Lamnidae. The transcript has 4 exons. The record is from RefSeq and is a predicted model, not a curated record.